UGAGGAUUUAAAAAGGCGCGUCUGUAGCAGCUCCAGGUGGAAACUUUCCACAGCCUCCAGACCUGCGCGUCAGCGUCCGCAGCUCCCACCAUCCAGUCAUGUCCCAUGGCAACAUCAACAACAUCACGGCGCGCUUAAACGCGGCCAGGAGAGUGGCGAUCUUCGGGGGGACGCACGGGAACGAGAUGUCCGGCGUGACAUUAGUGAAUCUGUGGAUGCAGAACAGCGCGGAGAUCCAGAGGAGGGGAGUGGAAAUACAGCCGUUCAUCACGAACCCGAAGGCUGUGGAGAAGUGCGUUAGAUACGUGGACACGGACCUGAACCGAGCCUUCACUCAGGAGAACCUCAGUGUGACAGGAGGCGACGAGCUGCCCUACGAAGUGCAGAGGGCCCAGGAGAUCAACAGGAUGUUCGGACCCAAAGGAAGCGCAGACGCAUACGACGUAAUCUUCGACCUCCACAACACCACAUCCAACAUGGGAUGCACUCUGAUCCUGGAAAGCUCCAAAGAUGCCUUCAAUCUGCAGAUGAUGAAUUACAUAAAGAAAGCCUUUGCUCCUGCUAGCUGUCUUGUUCUGCUCAAUGAACACCCUCUGCUGAAAUAUUCCACCUCUCGCUCUGUGGCCAAGCACCCUGUCGGUCUGGAAGUGGGUCCUCAGCCUCAAGGAGUUUUAAGAAGUAACAUCUUCGAAGCCAUGAGGGUCAUACUGAAACAUGCUCUGGACUUCAUCGAACUGUUUAACGAAGGAAUGGAGUUUCCUGCAUGUUCUGUGGAGGUCUUCCGGGUCUUGGAGAGGAUGGACUACCCCAGGGAUGCCAAUGGGAACAUCAUUGCCAUGGUUCACCCCAACCUGCAGGACUGCGACUGGGAGCCGCUGAACCCCGGUGACCCAAUGUUCCAAACGUUCGACGGAAAGUCCAUCCACUACCAAGGCCCCAGCACCGUCUAUCCCACUUUUAUAAAUGAGGCCGCCUACUACGAGAAACAACAGGCGUUCGUGACCACCAGGAGAGAAAAUUUGUUGGCCAGUGCCAUAAGGAAAGCGUGAUAAAGGCAAAUAAAACCCACAGAAAUAUGUGCGUCAACUUUGCACAGGCUGCAAAUCACAGGCUCAGUGCAAAAUAACAUUCUGAUUUAGUUAUUAUCUUUUUAAUAUCUGUAAAAAAUGUAUUAACUAUGCAAAAAUUCACCUGUUAAGCUAAGUAUUUAUGAUACUGUUAUUUCUAACCACUUAUUUACAUUAAAUGAAGCAAACUUUUAUUUCUUAUAGUUUGAAAGCGAAGGCCUGAUUAUUCUUGGCUUAUUAAACAUUCCAAACACACUCUUUAAGUUUCCUACUGCUGCUCAGGAAGGCCGUAGAAGAUCAAAACCUACAACCUCUGAACCCAGAACUGUUGUUGUCUUCUGCUGGAAACGUGUCUGUAAGAGGUGUCUGGGUGUGCUGUGUGGCCUUUGAUUCCACCUACCUUUAACUCCAGUGGUUGCAUCUGAGGUGCUGUCCUAUUGUUGCCUUAUUCAAGCGGUUUCAGAGAAACUCGCAUGAGGAUUUUGUGUAAAAGGGUGUCGAUCCACAAAACGCCAUGUUUAGGAUAGACGGUACAUGUUCUCGUCCUUUACGCUCCAUUGACAGUGUGAGACAUGUUUUGUAACUAUAUCAAUGUGUAUUUUUUGAUAUAUAUCUAUUUAUGUAUGUUUGAUUUUUGAGUGUUGUAUAGAACUUGUUCAGACACUUUACUGUCUGAUGUUAUUGUUGUCUUGCGUCUCUCUGUGUAACAACAUUAUCUUACUGUUGGUCAUUUUUCAAUCAGCAAUAUUUCUAUGUUCCCAGUUUAUAUUAAACAGUAAAAGUACUGUGAAGAUUAUCCAUUCAAUAAAUGUAGUGCAUCUGUGUGCAGAAGUU
Messenger RNA from Cyprinodon variegatus (sheepshead minnow), 1901 nucleotides. It is a transcript of the gene aspa, whose product is annotated as aspartoacylase. Bases 99 to 1049 code for a protein of 316 amino acids. Lineage: Eukaryota; Metazoa; Chordata; Actinopteri; Cyprinodontiformes; Cyprinodontidae. Gene Ontology annotation, molecular function: hydrolase activity, acting on carbon-nitrogen (but not peptide) bonds, in linear amides; hydrolase activity, acting on ester bonds. The record is from RefSeq and is a predicted model, not a curated record. The transcript has 6 exons.